CCCAACUCUCAAGUCAUCAAUCAAGAAUUCAUCAUCUUCUUUAUGAAUCAAGAAUUCAUUAUGGAAGUGAAAAUUUUCAUUCUUUUUCUUAGUUUCUCUGUACCAUUUUCAACAUCCUCUAAAACCAAUAUUCUGAAUCAAGGUUCAUCUCUCUCGCCACCACAAGAUGUCCUUGUUUCAUCACCAAAUGGCAUUUUCACAACUGGAUUUUACCCCAUUGGAGUCAAUGCUUAUGUUUUUGCUAUAUGGUAUAGUAUGCCAAUUUCCAAUGAAAAGCACACCUUAGUUUGGAUAGCCAACAGAGAUCAACCUGUUAAUGAUGGACCCCAAGUCUUGACACCAUGCAGAGUCCAUGGAGUUUGUGGAGAAAACAGUCUGUGUACUUAUGUUCAUAAUCUGUCAGGGAGAAGAUGCGCUUGUUUACCGGGACACAAGAUGAAAAAUGACACAGAUUGGUCCUAUGGAUGUGAAAAAAAUUUCGAGCUGUCUUGUUCGGACAAUAAUUCGAUUGGUUUCUUCCAACUUCAUGAUGCUGAAUUUUAUGGCUAUGACAUUGGAGUAUACUAUAAUGUCACCAUAGAGUCCUGCAAAAAUAUUUGCCUGAGAUACUGUGAUUGCAAAGGAUUUCAGUAUAAAUACUAUGCACAGAGUGGCACUUACAAUUGCUUCCCGAAAACAUUAUUGUUUAACGGAUACCAGUCGUCUUCUUUUAACGAUCCGGCAUACAUAAAAGUACCAAAAUCUAGUCUAACUACUUACAAGAACCAUGUUAGAGAAUUUGAACUCAACUGUAGAGACCGUGUUACUCCAAUUGACGUUGCUUACAAAAGAGAACAUAAGUGGAUUAAGUACUUGCUCUGGUGUGCUGGUGCAGUUGGAGCCAUUGAAAUCAACAUUUUGCUCAUUUGCUUCUUCGCAACCCGGCUGCCCACUAAUGCCACGUCGCAAGGCUAUCUUCAAGUUGGAGUAGGAUUCAAGAGAUUCACCUAUGCCGAGCUCAAGAAGGCAACCCGUGGAUUCAAUGAAGAAAUCGGACGAGGAAGCAGUGGCGUUGUUUACAAAGGCACAUUGUCGGAUAACCGAAUAGCAGCCAUUAAAUGCCUAAGUGAAGCGCGACAAGGAGAAGCUGAAUUCCUCGCUGAAAUAAGCAUAAUCGGCAGACUUAAUCACAUGAAUUUGAUGGAGACAUGGGGUUAUUGCGCUGAAGGUAAGCAUCGGCUUUUGGUUUACGAGUACCUUGAACUCGGAUCUUUAUCAAACUUUUUGUAUGCGAAUAAACUUAAUUGGCAGAAAAGGUUUGAAAUCGCAGUAGGUACUGCAAAAGGUCUUGCCUACUUGCAUGAAGAGUGUUUGGAGUGGGUUUUGCACUGCGAUGUUAAGCCUCAGAACAUACUUUUGGACUCCAAUUUCCAGCCAAAGGUGGCAGAUUUUGGCCUAUCCAAAUUAAAUAACAGAAACAGAAAUGAGAGGUCAACAUUUUCAAGAAUCAGAGGAACCAGAGGGUACAUGGCUCCUGAGUGGGUAUAUAAUCUACCUAUCACGUCAAAAGUUGAUGUAUACAGCUAUGGGAUUGUGUUACUAGAGUUAAUAAAAGGAAGAAACCCAGCAAAUGACAACGAGGAUGGUUUGGUAAAUUGGGUGAGGGGAAAAGUACAAGAUUCUGAGGGAAGAGUUUCAUGGAUUGAGGAAAUUGUGGAUCCUUCCAUGAAUGGAGAAUUUGAGAAAGAUAGGGCAGAAAUUAUGGUUAAAGUGGCAUUGCAAUGUGCAGAGGAAGACAGAAACUCAAGACCUAAAAUGAGCCAGGGAGUUGAUAUGCUUCUUUCUGAACAAGGCGAGUGAUUGAUAGGAAGCGAUUCAAGAUAGUUGAAUAAUUCAUUUUGGAAGUAGAAAUGAUUGUGUGUAAUAAUCUACUAUUAAUGGAAAUAAAGUGUAUUCGUUGCAUAAUUAUUUAAGAUAGCAAUUUUCAGAGGAAA
Olea europaea var. sylvestris is the source of this 1973-nucleotide messenger RNA. Its product is annotated as putative receptor protein kinase ZmPK1. Gene Ontology annotation, molecular function: ATP binding; protein kinase activity. Lineage: Eukaryota; Viridiplantae; Streptophyta; Magnoliopsida; Lamiales; Oleaceae. The transcript is spliced from 2 exons. The record is from RefSeq and is a predicted model, not a curated record. Gene Ontology annotation, biological process: protein phosphorylation. Bases 43 to 1839 code for a protein of 598 amino acids.